AUGAAGAGUUUCAGGUUCAUCGGCCUCAUUCUCCUCAGCGCUUGCUCCAUAAACACGGCUCAAAGCUCGAGCAUCCCCGGUGCUAAAACGUGCGCCGAGUUCCGCACCGAUUGCGAGUAUAUUUGCAAGGGCUAUGGUGGGAGCCCCGAAGUUACAAACUGCAACGGAGAAAAGCCUGGUCCGAGUAGCACAUGCGCCUGCAAUUUGAAUUCGGGAAGGUGA
Pyricularia grisea is the source of this 222-nucleotide messenger RNA. RefSeq lists its product as uncharacterized. Lineage: Eukaryota; Fungi; Ascomycota; Sordariomycetes; Magnaporthales; Pyriculariaceae. The record is from RefSeq and is a predicted model, not a curated record. The coding region runs from base 1 to 222 and encodes 73 amino acids. The transcript is spliced from 2 exons.